Aricia agestis (brown argus) is the source of this 1482-nucleotide messenger RNA. RefSeq names its product actin-related protein 6 (gene Arp6). Gene Ontology annotation, molecular function: nucleosome binding. The transcript is spliced from 2 exons. Gene Ontology annotation, cellular component: Swr1 complex. The coding region runs from base 187 to 1374 and encodes 395 amino acids. NCBI's taxonomy places the organism in Eukaryota, Metazoa, Arthropoda, Insecta, Lepidoptera, Lycaenidae. The record is from RefSeq and is a predicted model, not a curated record.
UUAUUGGAAAUUGUGCUUAAUUUUAUUGUAUGAAUUUCAUAAAUUAAUUACGAGUAGUCUGAUAGUUGUCUUUGUUUAGCCCAUUAAAAUGUUUAGACGAUAAAUUCAACAGUCAAAAGUGCAACCCCAAGUGGUGUAAAUAGUUUUUAUACAUACCGGUAACCUGUACCUAUACAACUUGUUAGAAUGUCCGAAACAUCUUGCUAUAUUCUGGACAAUGGAGCUUACUCUGCAAAAGUUGGCUUCUCGACCAUGGAGCCGAAAAUAGUCCCAAACUGUAUAAUGAAAGCUAAGUCAGAAAGACGACGUCCCUUUGUUGGAUCCCAAAUAGAAGAGUGCCGGGACGCUUCGGGUCUGUUCUACAUUCUGCCAUUCCAAAAGGGGUUUUUGAUUAACUGGGACACUCAAAAAACAGUUUGGGACUACAUGUUCAGUAAGGAAUGUUGUCCGGUCAACUUCAGUGAAACCCCACUUAUAAUAACCGAGCCACUCUUUAAUUUUUCAUCAAUUCAAGAAGCUAUGACCGAAAUCUUCUUUGAGGAAUAUGAGUGCCAAACUUUAUUGAGGAUAAACGCUACAGACUUAGCAGAUUAUCAUUAUAGAAAAACUCACAAUAAUAAUGAGUGCACAUUAGUAGUAGACACCGGCUAUAGUUUUACUUACAUUGUUCCUUAUAUAAAAGGAAAAAAAUACAAGGAAGGAAUACGGAGGAUAGAUGUAGGGGGAAAGGUUCUCACCAAUCAUUUGAAAGAGAUCAUAUCCUACCGCCAGCUGAAUGUCAUGGAGGAGAGUUACGUUAUAAACCAGGUGAAAGAGGAUUCAUGCUUUGUGUCACAAGAUUUUAUGGGGGACAUGAAUACUGCUAGGAAGAAAGGAUCAGAAAACACAAUAGUCAAGGACUAUGUGUUGCCAGACUACACAACCAUUCGCCGGGGAUACCUACGAGACGUGGUCAAACCUGACGAAGACUUGGAGCAGCAAACUCUCCGACUGAACAAUGAGAGGUUCUCCAUCCCAGAGCUGCUGUUCCAUCCGUCUGAUGUGGGAAUACCACAGAUGGGUAUACCAGAAGCUAUAAUACACUCGAUAGACUCGUGUCCAGAAGAAAAUAAGGAGAGUUUGUUAGAAAAUAUUGUGGUGUAUGGAGGCAACACAUUAUUUCCUGGAUUCAGAGAUAGAGUCUAUAAUGAAGUGAGAGCUCUGGCUUUGGAUCACUUUGAUGUGAAUGUUACACUUGGAGAAAACCCAUUGACCUAUGCUUGGGAGGGAGGAAAGCUUAUGUUCCGAGAUCCCGAAUUUUAUUCAUUCUGUGUCUCUAGGGAGGAAUAUGAGGAGGAGGGAAAGGCGUUAACUUUCGAAAGAUUUGAUAUAUAACGGCGGAAGCGAGCUAGGAAGUCCUCUGAAUAAACUUCCUGCUCGUAAAAAUUGUGUGAUUGAAAGACAAGUCGUUUUUGUAACAAAAUAAAUCUAUUGUGAAUAUUC